AUGAAGAUGAAGACUGAGAUCCUGCUCAUCGCCAUGCUCCUCUUCAGCGACCUCUUCGCGGAUAUCGUCACAUCCCAAGACCACGACGACGACGACGGCGACCAGGGAUCGUCCUCUUCAUCUCCGGCGACCCCCUGCUCCUCCAAUCUCGGCGCCGAAGCAGCAAAUCUCAUCCCUUUCAACACUUCCUCCCUCGGCUGCUACACCGCCUGGAGAUCUCGCGAUUUCAUCCUCCUGGUAAUAAUCCAUUCUCCUCCUCCCUCCCCAAUGGCGAGAUCUGUGACUGAAUGCGGCCAUUCCGUGUUCCAGUACAAGCAGGAGCAACCGGGGCUAUGGAGCUUCGUCCUCUCGGCACCGGACAACAACGCCUACAUCGCGGUGGGGUUCUCCACAAACGGGCGGAUGGUCGGCGCCAGCGCCGUCGCCGGCUGGGUCGCCAGCGGCGGAGCUGGGGUGGUGAAGCAGUACGCCCUCCGGGGGACGAGCUCCACAGACUGCCCACCGGACCAGGGAAGCCUGCAACUCGUGCCGGCGAAGUCAACCAUUCUUUCGCUGUCCUCCCGUAUCUACCUCGCCUUCCAGCUGAACACUACGCAGCCCCAGACGCGGCUCAUCUACGCCGUCGGCCCCCGGGGAUCUCUACCAGGCUCCGACUUCUAUCUGGCGGAGCACGAGAGCAUGGUGUCCACCGCCGUAGACUACACAACCGGUGGGUCUGCGAGAAAAGCGAAAAAGCUCAGAGCUUUUCCUCUUGAUCUCACCUUCAAGCUGGAAAUCUGCAGGAAGGAGCUCUGGCGAGAGCGAGUCUUCUUCUUCCUCCCUGCGGCGUGCCCACGGGGUGCUCACACUGAUCGGGUGGGGCGUUUUACUACCCAUCGGCAUGGCGGUGGCUCGCUACUGCAAGCACUGGGACCCCGCAUGGUUCUACGCCCAUAUCUUCCUCCAGGGCGGCGGCUUCGUCCUCGGCCUCGCCGGCGUAAUCACCGGCUUCCGCCUCGAGGACAAGGUCAGCGACGACGUUGACACCCACAAAGCCAUCGGCAUCUUCAUCCUCGUCUCCGGUUCCCUUCAGGUAUCCAACCUCCCCUCAAUAACUCUCUGUGAUCCGCCAUUAAUAGCGGUCUCUGAGCUCCCCUCCUCCCGCAGGUGGUGGCGCUGCUGGUGCGGCCGAAGAAGACGGCGAAGGUGAGGAAGUACUGGAACUGGUACCACCACUACCUGGGCCGGAUCGCCGUCGCCUUCGCCGCCGGCAACAUCUUCUACGGGCUGUCUCUCGCCGACGAGAAGAGCUCUUGGACCAUCGGCUAUGCCGUCUUCCUCGGCCUCUGGUUCCUCCUCUCCCUCAUCCUGGAGAUCCGAACGCGUAAGAAAACGAAGUGA
Molecule: messenger RNA, 1380 nt
Organism: Spirodela intermedia
Lineage: Eukaryota; Viridiplantae; Streptophyta; Magnoliopsida; Alismatales; Araceae
Source: the annotation of a GenBank genome assembly